Messenger RNA from Anoplophora glabripennis (Asian longhorned beetle), 2075 nucleotides. RefSeq names its product ufm1-specific protease 2 (gene Ufsp2). The record is from RefSeq and is a predicted model, not a curated record. The coding region runs from base 55 to 1809 and encodes 584 amino acids. Lineage: Eukaryota; Metazoa; Arthropoda; Insecta; Coleoptera; Cerambycidae. The transcript is spliced from 7 exons.
ACUUCAACCUUCAACGUUUAUAAUUUAUAAUACAGUAAUACACACUUUUCAACAAUGAAGUUAACUAUUAAAAUAUCGGAAUCUAUUAUAAAGAGACUUUCUAAUGCAAAAGAACCAUGUUUUGGAAAAUUAUAUGGAUCUUUUUUUGAAAAUACUUAUACAGUGCUUGGUCUACAAGUGGACAUUGAGAAUGGAAUAAAUUUAGUGUAUUCGUAUCCAGCUGAAGUUGACUUUUGUGGUGUGUUUCAAAUAAGCGAUGGGACAUUUGAUCACAAGAAAAUAACAGAAUCUGUUCAUAAAGUAGAUGUAACUGAUAAUCCUAUAUUUAUCUUUUAUGAACUUGGCUCACAAAAUAAAAUAUCUGUUAACUUGGUUACAAAUGAUAAAAUAGAGAAAGCAAAUUUUAUUACUGUCGGUGAACAAGAUAUUUAUUCCGAAUUUUUGCAUAUUCGUCUAAGAGGCGAGGUUCCAUUGAAAUGUGAGGCCAGUAUCAAAUCAGUUGAAGAAAUGUUUGAUAAAGUUAGAAAAACAAUGUCUUCUGGUGCAAUAAUAUUUAAAAUUGCUAAAACAAAUGUCAUUCUUUUUGGAAACGAAGUUGAACAUGGUUUAGUAGGGGUUAGUGGUCAACCCACUGUGGUAGAUAUGUGCGAGGAAUCUAAUGAAAUUGUUGAAGGUAUACCGAGGAAGAAAAAGACACAAAGUUUUAAUUUGGAUAUUUUAGAUGUUAGUAUUCUCAAGCGUGUUACAAAAGAUGCACAAAAUAUCAUAACAAAGGAACAUGCACCAUUAUGUAUAUUAGAAAAAAAACCAGUCCAAGCUCUCGAUACAAUAGUUUACAUCGAUUCCCUAGCUAUGAUCUACCGUCACACAAAAGUAGCUCAUCUCUACGAAAUUCUCUUGGAAUGUGUUAUUAGAUAUUUAAGGUUAUAUGAACACAAUUUAAUAAACCAUAUACUGGAUACCCCAGAUUUCGCAAAAAUCUCACGACUUGAAACAUUCCAUUUUUACCCCUUAGAGUGUGGACAUUUCCUAACGAGGUUGUAUCCCAAACACAAGACUGAUGAAUCAUUAAAAACUCUACGUCAAUUAUUACAUAAGCAGUUGUUAUUAGAUGUAGUCACACCAGUGUUUCGUAGGGCAAAUCGAUAUAAAUUCAAGUAUGAGAGAAGUAACAACAGCCCACUGAUUAACCCUCACGAAGGAGUAAAACCUACAGAUAAUGGUGGAGUGGUAGCGUUAGUGAAAGGCAAAUAUGAGUAUUAUCAUUACUGCCAGAACAAAAUGGAUGAUAACGGUUGGGGUUGUGCAUACAGAUCCCUCCAAACACUUGCUUCAUGGUACAAACUGCAGGGCUACGUCGACAAGGAGGUGCCCUCUUUCACAGACAUCCAGAAGUGCCUUGUAGAUAUAGGGGACAAACCUGCUAGCUUUGUAGGCUCAAAACAGUGGAUCGGUUCGACAGAAGUCAAUUUCGUGCUAAAUACAUUACUAGGGAUUACUUGUAAGAUACUCUACGUCAGUUCCGGGGAAGAAAUGGGAUCAAAAGGUCCAGAAUUGGUGAACCACUUUGAAAAUCAAGGAUCGCCAAUUAUGAUCGGCGGGGGAGUUCUUGCACACACAAUACUGGGAGUAGAUUACAAUCAACAAACGGGUAGCAUAAGGUUUCUUAUAUUAGAUCCGCAUUAUACUGGGGGCGAGGAUCUGCAUACAAUACAAAGUAAGGGUUGGUGCGGUUGGAAAACUGUUGAUUUCUGGGAUAAAAGUGCCUAUUACAAUAUGUGCUUACCUCAGGUUCCUAGAGAUAUUUAGGUAUUAUGCAUUUGUUUUAAGUGUAAUUAAUUUGUUUUGGUAUUCCUGUUAAGCCACUUUGAAAUUAAUUUUGUCUUAUUUAGGCCACAGAUCAGUUAUUUAAUCUUUAUGAUUCAAAAUAAAUGUGAUUAUUUUGAAGAAAUAACAUUACGUUGGGGUUGGUAGUUUUAUUUAGUUGUUAUUUAUUAUAAACUUCAAAUCAUCACUCUCGACUUCUAAAAAUAACUGAAUUUUAAAUAUAGUCACAAUAAACAUUGUUUACAAGA